This is a messenger RNA of Cherax quadricarinatus, 7811 nucleotides long. The record is from RefSeq and is a predicted model, not a curated record. Lineage: Eukaryota; Metazoa; Arthropoda; Malacostraca; Decapoda; Parastacidae.
UUUUCUGGAUUAUCCUAGUUAAUUUACACUAUGUUUGAUAAUUGUACUUAUGUGUACCUGUGCCUAAAUAAACUUACUUUCUUAUUCAAUUCAAAUUCGAAUUCAAAUUUAUGUAUAUAAGGACCACGAUUAGAUUUUACCACCAAAGUGGCAAGUUGCACGAUAUUCCGCUGAUGAAAGUUUUUCUGGGUGUAUGACUGUGGUGUCCCUUAAUAACCCCAACAUGAAGAACAAGAAGCAGUAGUGAGGUUGUGGCGGCAGUAAGAGUUACCAACUCUAAAGUACUGACGUUUCCUCCAAGAUGUUGAACUCAUCAUAAACUCCAAGAUGACAGACAAUGUUCCUGAAACAAGCCAGAACACUGCUCUGCGAGAUAGAUUUGUAUAUGUUGUUGGACCAGUGUUUUCUGGUGGUGAUGAAACCAACAUUUUGACACUCUUGACUUCACUAACGAAUUUUUGUCGUCAUGAUGAGGGAUUGCUCGUUGCACCUACAUCUACUGGCAUCAACAGUAUUACUGAUAACAUUGCUGCUGACACUGUAAAUAAUGACAAAGCUUUAGAAUUCACAUGUUGGCUCUUGGCUGAACUAGUGACAGUAAAUGGGUCAUCGGCUGUGAGUGAAGCUAAUAUCAGUCUUCAGGUUACCAUCAUGCGCCUCUUAGCUACUCGCAGUCCUCGUUUAUUUUCUUCUGUCAUUGAAGAUUAUGUCAAAAUUGGAUUAGAAGGAAAAGAAGUUCUGUUUGAUGGAGGCUCAGCUUCAUGUCAGUGUUUCUCAUCAGUGGUUAAUAGGAGUAAUGCCCAGCCAACACCCAGAACUAUUGUUUUUGCUGAUGACUCUAAUCUGGACCACAUUCUCACUAAUAUCAUCAUGGUGAUAAAACUCUUGGGAGAGUAUUUGUGGAACUGUUGUGAACAUCUUAAUGAUCAGAUAUGGCUGCUUAUUACUUCUUGUUUAGAAGCUGGUGACACUAAUCUUAAGGCUGCCUCACUUUCUGCCAUCUCAUGUCUUUUGGACAUAUGGGGACUACCAAGCUUCAUUGAAAGGCAAGACUAUCUGAUACAGUGUAUUGGGGCAGCAGUCUUUGAAUAUGCUGAUGAAUCUUGCUUACCAAGUGCAGUUAAUAGUCAAGUCAGAGAGGAAAGCAGCCAAACUUCUCAAGAAAAAGGAAGAAGCAUGGAUGACCUUCUGGCUGAUGUCAUAAUUGCCUUACAGCAACAUAUCUCACAAGUGAUUCAGAUCUUCAAGGAGGAGCUGCUCUCAGUGCUUUCAAAAUGUCUCAUUAUUCCAAAUGUGAUGGAAAAGAUGACAGGAUUAUUGAGGAAGGCUAUUCUACAAUGUAUUUGUAUGUUGGCUGAUGCCCUUGGUUCAUCUACUCUUACAAGUGAAGCCACAACUAGCCUUCAUACUUGUACCACUAAUAGUCUUCUCAUACCUCAGGUUGCCAACAUUGUUCUGAGGAGACUGGUGCUUAACGAGUUAAUUGAUGCACUGCCCACCAGUUCUCUGCUCAACCUCAGUCAAGAACUAUCUCGAACUCAAUCACGGAAGCGAAAAUUAUCGGAGACGGAUUUGGCAAAGCCUCCUAUAAGCGUUGUGAACCUUAGCAAGUGGUGGAAACUAGCCUUGCAGAAGCUGAGUGCCUCUCUUGAAGAAUGGUCUGAAACCAGUAACCCAUUGCCUGAGCAACUGCAAGCUGCUUGUGAAAUUAUUUCAACUCCUGCAUGGGUAGCUUCCAGGACUCCACCAUCUGAGGUUUCUCUUCAGUUCUUUCCUGAUUCCUGGCUCAUAACAGCAACCGAGUGUAUAGUUUCCAUCAUGACAAGCACAGAUAAUGUCGAGCUGGUGACUGGAAUGAUGGAACUCUUGUGGAAUUUUGCUUGGACAUCAAAUAUUCUUGAGGAGCCUCUCAACCUGAAAACACACAUUAGUCACUCCUGGCUAGCACUAGCAACCUUACCAUGGCUAGCUUCAGAAGUGAGCCUCAUGGACCUCAAGCCUCAUAAUACCAAAGAGUUUAUUGUCGCUGCAUCAAAGUUGAAGUGGUGUAAUGAUAGCAGAAUAAAAUCGAAGAGUAUGGCUAUUGUGGCCAUCACAUCAGAAAGUGUGGCUCCAAGAUGGCGGUGCCAUGUUAUUCGUGCAGCUAUCAGUGAAAGAUACCCUCCAGUUAUGUUAGAGAUAGCAUGCUGGUUUCCAGUGAUGGUUCAUCACCUGGGCUCUGCAAGUGGUCAGCAGCUGGUGGGAGAAGUUAUUGGUUUGGUUCUACAUUCCCCUGAUGUGCAAGUAAUCCAUGCUGGUGCAAAGUCACUCAGUCAUCUGCUUUGUGCCCUUCUCAACUUAACAACUUUAAAGUAUAACAGGGAUGAAGAGGACAGCAAGAAGCUCUGUGUUUUAACUUGUAAGGUCUGUAAUGACCCAAACUCCAACACAAAGUUAAAUGCUCACUGUGUUGAUCCUACACUGGUAUCACAGUUCUUGGAAUUGUUAACUCAUACAGAGACCAAUAUUGUAAUGGCAGUGGUGGAUGCCCUCCCAGCAGUUGUCUCUCAUACAGCAAUUAACAGUCAAAUGCUUAACCAGUACCUGUCACUGCUCACUCAUCAAGAGAAAGCUGUAGUGAGUGCCAUCUGCAAACAGCUUCCAAUUCUUGUUAGCUCCCAGAGUCAGAGUACUUCAAAUCAGGACUCAAAAAGUGCAGGUGUUUCAAAGGAAGGAGAGGUUGUUCUUACUUGUCUGAAUGAUAUAAUGAAGAAGAGCAAAGCAGCUGGGAGCACUUCCAGUAAAUCUCCUCUGGUUGUUCUUGAAGCUCUGCAUCAUCUAGUGAAAUGCCCUGCAGUGGGACUCACAGGAGGAAUGUUGGUGCUGUUACUGCGGUGUUUAGUCCACUCAAACAGAAUGGUAACUGCCCAGUCCCACCUUAUAAUACAUUCUCUGGCCAAAGCUUUGGGACUGACUCUUAAGGAUCUUUAUACUAGACACAGAAAUUCUCUUGCUCAGUUACAGCAUAUUUUAGCAUACUUGGUAUUUCAUCAUUCAGAAGAAGAAGAAAUAUCGGCAUUAAACUUCAUUGCUGUUACAACAGAUAUUCACAUUAAUAACAUCAGACGAUGUUCUGUACAGAAUCAAGUCAAUGAACUAGUUCUUGGACUUCAUGACCACCGAGGUUCUGUCCUAAGAGAAUUUUCUCAAAUGAGGAUGCUCGAGUUGAAUGCUGAUCAGCAGCCCAGUGGUAACAAAGCAAGUGAAUCAGAUAAUGGCAGCAGCAGCUCUCUUGGAUUAGAUGCUAUUGCUGAGUUCCUGGCACCACGUCUUCUGGGAAUAUUAGGAUUCCUUGAUAGUAAACUUGUAUCUUCAUCUACUAUGUACAAAGAGAAGCGCUCUGCCUUAUGGUCAUUGGGUGACCUGUUAGUUGUGAUGGGAAGACAGUAUGUUUCUCCCGUUUCCCGCAAGGUUUUAUCCUCCUUAAAAACAGCCCUUAAGCUGAGGGAUGAGGAGUUUUAUGACAUUGGCUGCAGUGCCUGGACAAACUUCUUGUAUAACUUAGAUGAGAGUACAGUGGAGGGCUUACUAGAGGAAGUAAUUGUGGUCAUCAUGCCACUAGUCAAGGAGCGACCCAAGCAGAUGGCAUCAGUCUUGUCUCAUAUACUGAUUGAGAUACCUUCAGUAAAGCCACUUCUUAAGAACCUGCCACUUCUUCCUGAUGAUGAAGCUCUUUCCCAUAUCAAUCAAGUAAUCAAGGACCACCAAUUAAAAGUUAUAUGUGGCAGCAAAGAAGAAGUUAUCGAAGCACUCACAUCUAUACAUAGAGGACUAAGCCACGAAAGCCUUGAUGUACGACUAAGUGCCUUAACACGCCUUCGACUUACUUUACAACAUAAUCAAAAUGCUGUCCAUCAUCUUACAACAGAUACUGAUGAUGUACAUCCAGCUAUAUCAGAGUUAUUUAGUGUUCUUUUAGCUCAGUGCCGUGAAGUAGAGGAAGACUUGCGUGUGGCAGUAGCUGAGUGCUUGGGACUUUUGGGUGCAAUAGACCCUACCCGUCUGUAUACAUAUUCCAGUAUCAAAGAAGAACUAAAUGAGAUCCACCUAAACAUAGAAACAGAAUGUUUUAUUGUGCAGCUAGUUACAGAGUUAGGCCGAGCCUUCUUGGCUGCCACCGAUGCCAACACUCAGACCUGUGCAUCUUAUGCGAUGCAAGAGGUGACACGUCUGUAUGGUAUUAGAGAAAGUGGAUGUGAUGGAGCAACACCUGUUGGUUCAAGAGUAUGGGAACGAUUGGGCUACCACUUGCAAGAAAUCAUAUAUCCUCUAUUGACAUCAAAGUACACAGUGGCAACAACUAACAGUCGUUCAUCAUCUGUGCUCCCAUCUCCUAUAUAUGGAAGUUCACGGGCACGAUCAUUUCACCAGUGGCUCACCAACUGGGCAUGUUUUCUUGUAGAGCUGCUGAAGGGAGAGAAAGCAAGUCAGGUGUUCAGUGUAUGCAAGCCAAUUCUCCGUAGAUACACAACAACGGCCAUGUACCUUCUGCCAUCUAUUCUUGUCUGUGUGCUUAGGGAAUCGGCUCACCACCAUGACCAAAUAAUAACUGAGAUUCUUGCUGUUAUGAGUCAAAUGCAGGAAAAACAGAAGAAAGAAGACUCACUUGCUCCAUCCUCAGAGUUCAAGCAUUUAGCUGUUCAGACUGUAUUCUCAGCCCUAGACUACUUGAGCAAAUGGGUUCAGAAGCAAAGGCAGACUGAAAACAUUGGAAAAAAGGGUCGAGGAGCUUUUACACCAUCAGCAGAGCUCCAACAGGUGACCAGUUUCCUUGAGAAAAUUCCUGCUAACCUUUUAGCACAAACAUCAUUUAAGUGCCAAGCAUAUUCUCGUGCUCUUCUGCACAUCGAGGCUUAUUUAAAGGACAAUCCUGACCAACUUAAGGAGCAUCUUCGUUUCCUUCAGUGUAUUUAUGUAUCACUGGAUGAGCCUGAUGGAGUAGCAGGUGUGGCAGCAAUCAGGCGUGAGGACCCUUCCCUAGAUGAACAAGUUAUUGAAUAUGAAGCAACAGGUCGCUUGCAAGAUGCUUUAGGAUGUUAUGAACGUCUGUGUGUGUCUCGAGGCUCGGAAGAGGUCUACAAGAGAUUACUGGAAUGCUAUUUGAGCUUAGAUCAGCCUCACUCAGUGUUUAACAUAACACAUGGACUAUUAACAAACAGGCCAGAACUGGAAUCUUCAUUAAACAAGUAUCGUGUUGAGGCUGCAUGGAAACUUGGCCAGUGGGAGCAACUUGAGACCUUCCUUAAGACUACUCCUAGUCAGUCAUCUUGGGGAGAAGGUGUAGGACAGAUACUUCUUGCAGUUCGAGCACGAGACUGCACAGCCUACCAAAAUAGUCUACGUCGUUUGAGAAUUCAGCAGAUCACUUCACUUUCUGCAGCAAGUAUGGAGAAAUGGGCUUACCAGCGAGCUUACCCACACAUUUUAAGGUUCUUCUUUGUAGGAUUUGGUCGUGACGUAUUUGUUGAACGAGCAAAGUGGCACUGGGUGAAGGGAGAGCAGCACCAGGCUGUGACCACUCUUAAUCGUGGUAUUGAUAAAUUCUUCUCAUCUUGUGAAACUUACAAAUCAUCUGUUAGUAACUGCACUCAGGAAGAUCGGCAAGCGUGCGGACGUGCCAAACUGCUCCUAGCCAGGUAUUCUGAGGAAUCAGCCACACUGGAAGUCAACACAGUCAAGCAGUACUAUCGGGAUGCAUGUGAAAUUAAUAAACAAUGGGAGGACGGACAUUUUCACUUAGCUAUGUAUUAUGAUCGUAUAUUGAGCUCCUUAGAGAUGAAGGAGAAGCCAGUUGAAUGGAUUCACCAUAUUGUUCUCAGUUUUGGGAAAUCUCUGCAGUAUGGCUGCCGUCACAUUUACCAGUCGAUGCCAAGGAUAUUGAGCCUGUGGCUUGAAUUUGGUACAAGAGUCAGUGAACUAGAGGCCAAGGAAGAUAAGGUGAAAAGUGCCCGAAGAAACCCAGCUCUUGACAAUUACCGGGAAAAGCUUGCCAAUUUGAAUGGAAGCGUUGGGUCCCUGGUGGAUCGUCUUCCACAUUACAUGUUUGUUACAGCUCUUCCUCAGCUGAUUUCGCGUAUUUGCCACUCUAACAGUGAUGUAUUUGUACAGUUAUGCAAAAUAAUUGCUACCACAUUGAGCAGCUUUCCACAACAAUCUAUGUGGCACAUGAUUGCUGUAUCUAAGUCUUCAUAUCAAAUGCGUGUGAAGCGAUGCAUCGAGAUCUUUGAGGCAGCAAAGAGGAUGAAACCAGAACUUUCAAAAUUUAUCUCUGAUGCUACUAAGUUAGCUGACAAAUUUCUUGAGCUUUCCAAUAAGCCUGUAGAGAAGGGUGUUCACCAAGUGAGUCUCAACAGCUUACUUCGGGGACUUCCUCGGCUACUGUCUGACAGUUCUUUUUCCAAUAUUAUAUUGCCUCUGCAACAUCAGAUGUCUGUGACACUUCCUACAUCAUAUGAUAAUAUGUUCUCCCAUAAUCCAUAUCCAAGGGCAGCAGUGUAUUUGUGUAGCAUAGAAGAUCAUGUAGAAAUCAUGCAGUCUUUACAGCUUCCCAAAAAGAUAACUCUGCGUGGCUCUGAUGGCAAACUCUACAUCAUGAUGUGUAAACCUAAGGAUGAUCUACGCAAAGACUGCCGAUUGAUGGAAUUCAAUAAUUUUGCCAAUCGAUGUCUUUUGCUAGACCCUGAGUCAAGAAAACGGGAUCUCCAUAUCAGAACCUAUGCUGUUGUACCAUUAAAUGAAGAAUGUGGCUUAAUUGAGUGGAUACAGAACCUGCAUGGUUUGCGGCAGAUUCUUCAUACACUGUACAGAGAUUCUGGCAUUUUUAUGUCAGCCCAGGAAUUAAAACAAAGUAUGUGUAAGCUAGACACACUCCUGGCUACUAAGAGAGAUGUCUUCUUGAACAAGCUGGUCCCACGGCACCCUCCAGUCUUUGCCACUUGGUUCCUCCGAACCUUCCCAGACCCUCAAGCAUGGUUAAGAGCAAGACUUGGCUAUUGUCGCACCACAGCUGUCAUGUCCAUGGUGGGCUACAUCCUUGGUCUGGGAGAUAGACAUGGGGAAAAUAUUCUUUUUGAUGCCUCCUGUGGUGACACCGUUCACGUAGAUUUCAACUGUCUCUUCAAUAAGGGUGAAAGCUUUGACUGGCCUGAACGUGUACCAUUCCGCCUGACGCAUAAUAUGGUAAAUGCGAUGGGACCUACAGGUCAUGAGGGCAUCUAUAGAAAGACUUGUGAGGUGACUAUGCGAGUGAUGCGUGAGAAACGCGACGCCCUAAUGUCUGUCCUGCGGCCCUUCAUCCAUGACCCUCUGGUGGAGUGGUCUCGAGGUGAUAAGAGUGCAAAAAAUACAGGAGAGAUCAACAAUGAAAAGGCCCAGAUGCACGUCAGUAAUAUUGAACAUCGUCUCAGUGGCCAGAUUCGCACCAAGGCACGAGGUCCAAACUUACCAUUGUCUGUGGAAGGGCAAGUAAAUUCAUUAAUUGAGGAAGCUACCAAUAUUGACAAUCUCUGCCAAAUGUAUAUUGGGUGGGCAGCUUACAUGUAGUAUAACUAGCAUGUGGAGAGCUUUCAUUAAACAGAUUAUUUGUUCCCAUGGUUAUAUAUUUGUACAAAGAAGAAUUUUAUAUUACAUAUAUUUAGUAAUAUCUGUAACAAAUGUAUUUAGAUAUUAAAAUAUGAAAAAAAGGCAUAUUCCAAACUGUUGUUCUCUCAGGUAGUUUUAACAUUCAUGUCUUUAAACCUUUUGCAUAUCAUUCAAAUAAAUAUGGUAUAAUU